This is a messenger RNA of Closterium sp. NIES-67, 1905 nucleotides long. The record is from the annotation of a GenBank genome assembly. Lineage: Eukaryota; Viridiplantae; Streptophyta; Zygnematophyceae; Desmidiales; Closteriaceae.
UGCCCGAGAGAGACACUCUUACCCAUACAGUGCGGGCCCUCAGUGAAUCUCCAGUUGGCGGUGCUACGUGUCAAUCACUGCACAGACUAGUGCAGACUGAGUAAGGCUGUAGGAUUGUGAGGUUUAGUCCAUUCCAUCUAAUGCCAGGCUAUUAGAGUGACGACGCCCUCACCCACCGCUUCACUAGCCCGUUAGUAUCUCUGUCUCAUCGUUUCGCUAGCAAUCGCCCAGAGCACAAACCAUCAACCGCCAUCGUGAAGUGCAGUACAGCAGCAAGGCUUUCAUGGUGACUUAUUCCCCCGUACAGUCGCCGUCGUUCCUCCGCACUUGCGCGAUAGCUCUUCCCUCACUUCUUCUACCCGCUGUCGAGUCAGUUUUCCAUGCGACGCCGGCAAUUCUCGCGCACGUACCUUCCUCCUUUCACUCUCGCUUCAAGUUGGUUUCAGUGUCCUACGCGCUCGGCGGCGUCGGUCCUUCACUCUGCGCUGCUAAUUCUCCUCGCUCCUUCUCCUCAGAACCGAAACCAUCAGCGCGUCAAGUCACACGGCCCCACUGUUUUCGCUCGUCUUGCCGCCGCUCCGCGCUCUCCGUUUCAGCCCGCGCCGUGCUGUGCGCUCUGUUAGCCACCAGCACCAGUACUACUACUGGCAAGGAAGCUCAGGUUUUCUCGCCCACUUCGCCGGCAGUCACCCUGGAUCAAUCAACGCGUACUCGCAAAAGCACCAAAGUGUCGCCGAAGAAUCCGAUUCCGCUGCCGCCGCUGCCGCUGCUACUGCCUCUGGCUGCGCGCUUCUAUGGCAGACAAUAGUAAUCCGCCUAACUUAAGCAAUCCUCUCGCUACUCCGCGCGCGGCGCCGCUAUCGGCGCGUGCGAGCAAGCAUCGGCAAAUCCCUCCAGCCUGCUCUCUCUCCGCGGCCUCCGCGGGCUCCUUUUCCCCCGAAUCCUCCGCCUCGGCCCUCGUUCCCGCCCAGCCAUCGCGCACGUUCCUUACGUGCAAUCAUCGCAGCGCCGUCGGCACCGUUCCCGACCUAUUAGUGCUGGAUCGUCCGCAUUGCCCGCCGCGCCCGCCGCCGUUGACGUCGCGGAACGUGACCAGCCAGCGGCAGCGCAUCAGCCGCUUCCUCUGCGAAAUUUCCGCCGAGACGGCGACCCACUCCGCUGCCGCCAGCGCCGCGCGCUGCGGCUCGUCCCGCCGCAAGCGCGAGGACUCCGACUCGGUCGCGACUCCAGCUCCCGAGGGGCCCGGCGCGGUUUUAUUCGGUCACCGCAUCCUCCCGCACGUGAAGUUCCCCCCCGUGCCGCCCGCAGGCAUGUGGCGUGGGGAAGACGGGGUGCCCGCUAAAAAGCGACCGCGCGCCGUCCCCGGAGCCGUCGCUUUCCCCUCCGCCGCGGAGGCAGUGAAGGACGAGCCGCGCGACAGCCGGAGCGCAGACUUCCGCCACCCCGCGCAGCUGCCGUCGCCCCAGCAUCUCUCGCUGACCGCGUCCACCCCUCUCGCGGACCCUCUUAGUCUGUCCCCGUACCCUUACGCGCCUGGCGGCGGCGUUGCCUCUGCGGGAGAGACCCACGCGCUGGAGCUAGGAACGCCCACGCGCACGCGCACUCGCGGGUUGUCCCCCCCGCGGGUUUAGAUCAUGCCCGCCGGUUCCGCGGCUCCUCUUCCAUCUGGGCCUCUGCCGGCGAUACCGUCGAAGGCGCGCUCGCCGCCGUCGGCGGUGGCGGCGGCGGCGUCGGUGGAGCCUCGGCGACCGCGGAUCACCCCGAGUCGACGGGCGCGCGCACUUUCGCCUUCCUGAUGCCCGCGGAGAAGGGCGCUUCCGCCGUGCUUUCCUCGCCGCACGCUCCGCGGAAGGGCGCUGGAGCGAAGGAAGGGAGGGAGGAGGAGGUGCAGGGAAGGGAGAGGCA